AUGGAAAACGCAGCUGAAAUCGAGAAGGCUAAAGGCAAGCGUACAACAGCUAAAGGAAGAUUCACAAGAAAGAAGAACUUCCUCACCAAGUCGAUAGACAACAACCAAGGCGUAGAAAUAGUUGAAACAAACUAUGCGAAACUCGCGGAAGCGUACGAUGAACUCGAAGGCAAACAUGAAGCCUACAUCGAGCUAUUGCCAGACGAUCAGUCUGAAGAAGCAGAAGUGUGGAUGACGGAAGUCCAAGAGAAGUUUAAUGAGGCGACCAAUCGCAAAAUCAAAUAUGUGGAACAAAUCACUGUGAAAGAAAGAUCAACACGUGCGUACGCGGAGCGUCAAGAAUACAUUGAUAAAGCACGAACAAGACAGAAAACAGCGCGCGCAGUUUUCGAAGCUUCAUACAAAAUUAUCUCGCACGCGCUGCAAUCUAAAGAAAUUCCCAAUUUUGCAUUGAGAGAUUUACAAAUGCAAAUUGAAGAAGAAUUUUUGGAAUGCAAACGAUCAAACGCAGAACUGCUACAAUUAUUAACUCAAGACUCAGCAGAAGCUGAAAUAAAUUGGAUCGCUACAAUCCAAACCUGUUAUCAUGAAAUAAAGGAGAAAAUAGCGCUAAGCUACACUAAUGUGGAAGAAGCUAAAGAAACAAAGCGGGAGUCUACCGCCUCAGCUUCCUUUCUACAACUAGAAAAAGUACGAAUGCCUCACUUUGACGGAGAACUGCGCAAGUAUCCGCAAUUUAAAAGAGAUUUCCAGAAGCAAGUUAUGACUCAAAUCCGAAAAGGUGACGCAGCGUACGUCCUACGCACCUGUCUUAAGGGGGAGCCAGCGAGAUUGGUGAACUGCGUAGACGACGACAUAGACGAGAUGUGGCAUCGUUUAGACGACAAAUAUGGAGACCCAGCCAAAGUUGCCGAUGUCAUCAUUGACGAAAUAAAGCGAUUUAGAAUGCUCAGAGAAGGAGAAGAUAAACGCUUUAUAGAAUUUGUAACCCUCAUAGAGGAUGGUUAUCGUAACCUAAAAGGACUCGGCUUGGAAACAGAGAUCACAACCACAAGUUCAGUCAGCGUAAUUGAGAAAGCGCUCCCGUCAGAUAUCAAACGGAAAUGGUCCGAACGGGUAAGCUCUCGUGACAGUCUUGUUGAUAAAAGCAACAAAUUUCCAAGUCUUCUCGACUUUCUACAGAGUCAAAGGGAUGCCAUUGAAUACGAAAGUGCUACACUCCGUGCAGGAAGCAGCAACCAAUAUCACAAGGGCGCAGCACAUUACUCGGAGGGUAUCACAGUUGGAAAAGACGAAAGUACCAAAGAACCUAGGCCUAAUUGUCUGAUUCACGAGAAUGGUAAGCACUGGACGUCAAAUUGCCGACUUUAUCAAGCUAAGACAGUUGACGAAAAAAGGGAUUUUCUCAAAGAAAAGCAAGCAUGCUGGGCUUGUCUUAAGCCUGGUCACAGGCAGCGGACUUGUAGGAUAAAAAGAGAUUGCGGCGUGAAUGGCUGCACGAGGAAACAUCAUCCAUCAAUUCACGAAAACGAUGAAAGUACACCCCAGCAAGCUUCUGCCUCCGCCAAUGUAUGCAGCGACUCCAACGUCGAUACAUGUCUCCUCCAAGUACAGAGAGUAAAAACCAGGAAGGGGACAGCUAAUGUAAUGUGGGACAACGCAGCCUCACUUUGCUUCAUAACCAACGCCAAAGCGAAACAAGAGAAACUCAGUGGAGUCAAAGUGAAUCUUUCAAUAGUGAAGAUAGGAGGGCAGAACGAGGAAAUCGAAACAAUGAAAUACAAGCUACCACUUUUGGACAAGCGAGGUCAAGCCGUGGAAUUCGAAGUAUAUGGGAUCAACAAAAUCACCUCUGAUAUCGAGCAUGUAAACAUAGAAAGCAUCGCCCACCUAUUUAGAAACGCUUCAAAGGAUGAAAUAGCGCGACCCGCUGGUCCAGUUGAUGUGUUGAUCGGUUAUGAAUACGCUGCCUUUCACCCGGAAAGGGAACAGAAUAAUGGGCAUCUUGUACUACUGAAAAAUCGUUUUGGAAGAUGCGUUGGAGGAACUCACCCACUGCUUAAAGAAACGUGCAUGACCCAUAAUCUUGGAAACGCGAGAGUACACUUUGUAGGCAAAGUCAAUGUCGAAGAUUUUUACACUAUCGAGGCACUUGGUGUACAGUGCAAACCGAAGUGCGGGGGAUGCAAGUGCGGAAAAUGCUCCUUGGGCGCCAAAGAUUAUACCAUACAGGAAGAAAGGGAACUGGAGUUAAUUGAGCGGAAUUUACGUUUCAAGAGUGAAGACAACUCAUGGACCGCUGAAUACCCCUGGAUAAAAGACCCCCAUAAGCUUCCUAACAACCGCAAAGUAGCGAUGGCGAAAUUAGCUGCUACCGAACGACGACUCAGAAAGAACGCAGAUCACGCGAAAGUGUAUGACGAACAGAUAAAGGACAUGGUGGCCAGAAAUGUGGCAAGAAAGCUAUCCGAGGAAGAAUUAACAAACUACACAGGCCCUACGCAUUACAUUGCUCAUCACGAAGUACUCAAACCAGAAUCGAAAUCUACUCCAGUCCGUAUAGUUUUCAACAGCAGUGCGAACUAUAUGGGGCACGUAUUAAACGAGUAUUGGGCAAAGGGUCCUGACUUGUUCAAUAACUUGUUAGGCGUCUUGAUACGCUUUAGAGAGAACAGAGUUGCUUUCAUGGGAGACAUUAGGAAAAUGUACCACACAGUGAAAACGUCGGAGUUAGACCAACAUACUCACCGAUUUCUUUGGCGCGACAUGGAUAGUACGAGAGAACCAGACACCUAUAUAAUACAGCGAGUGUCAUUUGGAGAUAAACCGUCCGGCACGAUCGCCACUGUAGCAUUGAGAAAAACGGCAGAGAUGAUGUGCAAGAAUUAUCCGGAAGCAGCAGACAUAAUUCAAACCAACACUUACAUGGACGAUAUCAUCGAAAGCAAAGAUAACAUUGCACUGGCCCGUGACCUUAGCCAAGACAUAGAGAAAGCUAUUAUUAAAGGAGGAUUUCAAGUUAAAGAGUGGAUAUUCUCAGGACAUAUUAACAAGCAAGAAGAAACGAUCAUGGUACAGACACCGCAUACGUCGACCGAAAAGAUACUUGGGAUCAAAUGGAAUCCAUGUGAAGAUCAGCUAUGUUUUGAAGUCAAGAUCAAGUUCUCACCAAAAGGAAAGAGACAUGCUUUACAAACAAAUAACGUAACCACAGAUUUUCCCCCUCAACAACUCACGAAGAGGAUGAUUCUCUCACAGAUCAAUAGUGUAUAUGAUCCUCUCGGACUAGCUGGACCGUUCACUGUAAGAGCGAAGAUUCUAAUGCGGCACUUAUGGGGAAGUGAACAGAAGCUUGACUGGGAUGAUCCCAUUCCUGAAGAGAAUAGAGAGAACUGGAUAACCUUCUUCAAAGAUUUAAAAGACAUGGAUCAAGUACGAUUCAUGAGAUGCGUGAAGCCGUCGGAUGCAGUUGGAGAACCUAUUCUCAUUAUAUUUAGUGAUACAUCUCAAGACGCCUACGCUGCAUGCGCGUAUGUACGCUGGGAACGGAAAAAUGGUCAAUUUGAAAGUAACUUGAUCAUCUCUAAGAAUCGCCUAGCUCCAAUCAAAAAAAUAUCUAUCGAUCGUAUCGAACUAUGUGACAAAUUUAUAGUGAAUUAUGUGUUUCAGCCUCGCUUUCAUGCGUAA
Molecule: messenger RNA, 3687 nt
Organism: Pocillopora verrucosa
Lineage: Eukaryota; Metazoa; Cnidaria; Anthozoa; Scleractinia; Pocilloporidae
Source: RefSeq, a predicted model, not a curated record